This is a messenger RNA of Pieris macdunnoughi, 1356 nucleotides long. NCBI's taxonomy places the organism in Eukaryota, Metazoa, Arthropoda, Insecta, Lepidoptera, Pieridae. The record is from the annotation of a GenBank genome assembly.
AUGACGUCAUAUGAAGUAAAUGACACAGUUUUGUGGGCGUAUGAUGAAGGAUUCCCACUUCUGAUGCCUCGCUGGGGAUAUGUUGCAUCUGCGUUUGUGCUGUUCCUUAUCGGAUUUUUCGGAUUCUUUCUGAAUCUGAUGGUGAUUUUGCUGAUGUUCAAGGAUCGACAGUUAUGGACACCAUUGAACAUCAUUCUCUUCAACUUGGUGUGUUCGGAUUUCUCUGUGUCAGUGCUGGGGAAUCCUCUCACUUUAAUUUCUGCGCUUUUCCACCGCUGGGUUUUCGGGAAGACCAUGUGUGUGCUCUAUGGAUUCUUUAUGGCUCUAUUAGGAAUUACAUCAAUCACGACUCUCACAGUUAUUUCCUUUGAACGUUACUUGAUGGUGACGCGGCCUCUUCGUACAAGGCACCUCAGUUCAAAGAGUGCCGCUUUCUCUGUGAUCUUCAUAUGGAUGUACUCUCUGGCACUUACCACACCGCCUUUAUUGGGAUGGGGGAACUACGUGAACGAAGCCGCAAAUAUCAGCUGCUCCGUGAACUGGCACGAGCAAUCAAUGAACACACUAACAUACAUACUGUUCCUCUUCGCAAUGGGCCAGAUCGUACCGUUGUCUGUCAUCACCUUUAGCUACGUCAACAUCAUCAGGACUAUGAAGAGGAAUUCGCAAAGGCUCGGUCGAGUUCGCGUGAGUCGCGCCGAAUCACGGGCGACCGCAAUGGUUUUCAUAAUGAUCAUCUCAUUCACUGUUGCUUGGACACCUUAUUCACUAUUUGCUCUUAUGGAGCAAUUCGCCUCUGAAGGCAUUAUUUCUCCCGGGGCUGGAGUGAUUCCAGCAUUAGUAGCCAAGAGCUCUAUCUGUUACGACCCCCCUCAUAUACGUCGGCAUGAAUACUCAACCACCAAAGGAUACAACACUGCUAUUUCACCGGCGCAUAAAUUAUCCGCCUUUAAUGAUAUCACAGUUCGAUUCAACACAUCAGAGACUAAUUUACCCAGUACUCCCAAAAAACUCAAAGACAGAGCACAAAACAAUGACGAAUCAGAUUUGUCAAAUGAUUCCAAUCGCUUCCCGAAUAAAAUGGAACUAGGAACAAUACAAGAAACAAAAACUAUCUCGGACUGCGAGAGAUCAGCUGACACGGCUUAUGAUGAAGAUAGCAGUAAGAAGAUAGACUCUGACCAUUCACCAACUCUAAUAAUAGACAAGGAUCGUCUGAUAUUUACCAAAAGAAAAAAUGAAAAUCUUGCUUCAAGCGAUGAUAGCACGUCGUCAAAGGGGCUGUUUAAAGAGACAAUAGUUAGUCAAUUUAUUGACAAAGACAGUGUUAAACUGGAGAAAAAUUGUAACGUGUAG